Spirodela intermedia is the source of this 3408-nucleotide messenger RNA. Lineage: Eukaryota; Viridiplantae; Streptophyta; Magnoliopsida; Alismatales; Araceae. The record is from the annotation of a GenBank genome assembly.
AUGGUAUUUGUCCGGAGGUAAGGUGAAAACUAACGAAAUGAACUUUUAUUUUCAGGAUCAACAGGGUGAGGGUCCACCACUCUACGAGCAUAUUUACAUGAAUGAGUUCGUAUAUCGAAAGUAAGUACUCUCAUAGAAAGAUAAGAGGUGGGUCUUGAUUUAUAUUCAAUAUUUUUUUUAUUUUGAACAAUAUAUGGUUUAGGCGCAUUUAAUUCAUUAAUUUGGAGUAGUCAUUUUUGAAAAAACGUUAUAAGGUGGAGUAAUCAAAUCAUAUAUUAAUGUCCGACUUUGGUACUUCCAAUUUCAGCUUCUUAAGUUAUUGAUCUUCAAGACAUAAAACAUGGGUAAUUGUUUAAUAAUUGCUAUAUGUAUGUUGAGUGACAUGUUUCAUGCAAGACAUUUUCUUAUGAUUUUUCUUGUUCUUUCUCAUGUUUUUACUGCAUAUCGUUUUCCCCUGCUUAGACAUGUGAAGCAGGAAGAGGAGGAUAUUGUCGUAUGUGUAUGUCAAUUUGAUGCGAAUGAUCCUGACAGUGCAUGUGGGGAGAGGUGUUUGAAUGUGCUGACCAGCACCGAGUGCACACCUGGCUAUUGUCCUUGCGGUGUGUAUUGUAAAAAUCAGGUGAGUCAACCAUCUGUCCUCAAUGAAAUUAUAUAUGCUAUAUUUUAGAAUCAUUCUGGAAUGAAUGCUCAGUAAUGAAAGAUCUAGCUCUACGUUGAAAUCAUAUCUUGCAUGCUGAGGUAGAGCAAUUCUUACAUCCGAAUCGUGAUAAAAAAAAAUUGUGCUCUAAAAAAAAAUGCACCGGGCUUCUCAAAAUACAGAUUUCCAUGUGCUCCAACACAACUUAAGAGUGUAAGUAGGCUGUAGAUUCACACAUCUUUCGUUAAUGCGCAUACAAUCUGGGUAUUCCUUGCCCUCCCGUUGACCUUCUUGCCCCCCUCAGAAUCCACCUUUUAUAGAAGGGUCCUCUCUGACUCUUUCAGCUGCCUCGUAGAGCUCUUUAGUUGUCAAGCUUCUGACAUCAGUGGUUAGCAUCGUUCAUAAUGGCUAAAGUAUAACAUCAGUUUCUUUAUACUAACGUCAACAUCAACGGCUUAGUUUACCGAAAUGUAUAUGAUAUUUUUCUUGCAAGCCAACCCGUAGCCGCUUCCCUGCCAUUGGCUGGUCAACAUUUAGGUGAUGGUUAACGUUGAGAAAUGGCUCUCUCUCUCUCUCUCUCUCGCUCUUGCUCUCGCUAUAGAUAUAUGCGUUUAUAGAAUUACUAUGCAUCCUAGUCUUAUGUCUGCUAUUGGAUUUCAAAAUUAAGUAAACUUAAGAUUUCAGGGUUCAUUUUUAUAAUAUAGAAUUUAAAUAAUAUCCUGCUUUCGGUAAAUUUUGUAGCUAAACUGGUAAAUAUGUUCAACACAGUAAUAUCUUCAGGCGGAGCAUUUGUUCAUUUCAUCUUGCUCUCUCCCUCUUCUUAUCUUCACAGAAAUUCCAGAAAUGUGAAUAUCCAAUAUUAAGGUUAUUUAAAACUGAAGACCGUGGUUGGGGUCUUCUUGCCGCUCAGAACAUCGAGGUAAUACAUCGGCGUCCUCUCUUUAACCUGUGCCCAUUUUUUGUUUAUUAGUUUCUUCUUUUAAUAAUAAUAAUAAUAAUAAUAAUAAUAAUAAUUAUUAUUAUUAUUAUUAUUAUUAUUAUUAUUAUUAUUAUUGUGUUGCGGUUAGAUUGUGCUUUCAUAUCUUAUCUCGCCCCAGAACAGCUCUCCAGACAUGUUUACUUGCCUGCAUAAUCACUUCCAAUGAUCUGUUUGGACAAGCAUUUUGCCUGAAUAACCAACCACAUGGGCUCGACUCAGGCAGGGCAGUUCGUCAUCGAGUACUGUGGGGAGGUGAUCUCCUGGAAGGAAGCCGAGCAAAGGUCUCAGCUUUACGAGUCUAAAGGUACAGGACGACUCAGCUGCUGGAUGAGAUGCCCCGCUGACUUCAACGCCGGUUAAUCACCGUCGGAUGGAUCGCGCAGGUCUGAGAGACGCUUACAUCAUCUCCCUCAAUGGCAAUGAGUCCAUUGACGCCACCAGGAAGGGGAGCCUGGCGAGGUUCAUCAACCAUUCAUGGUGAGAAGCUGCUCGCUCGCUGUUCUAGCGUUGACCUUCUGCCAUGGCAUCCUGAUCCGUUUCCUCACUGGGGAUGCAGCCAGCCCAACUGCGAGACGAGGAAGUGGACAGUCUCGGGCGAGAUAAGGGUCGGAAUAUUUGCAAAGCAGGAUAUCCCCGCUGGAACAGAAUUAUCGUAUGAUUAUAACUUCGAAUGGUACGGCGGUGCGAAGGUCCGCUGCCUCUGCGGCGCACCCUCCUGCUCCGGAUUUCUCGGAGCUAAAUCUCGUGGCUUCCAGGUCAGAAGAUCCCACCUCCUCCUCGUUGGCUGUCCACUUCUGCUCUUCAAAAUGGCGGCAUUUGAUGGGACAGCGUGCUUUUGCAGGAAGCCUUCUAUCUGUGGGAAGACGACGACACCAGGUGACGACCCUGUUUCUUCUUCGUGUCCUCUUUUUCUCCGCUAUUUGUGAGCUUCUUCUUCCCGCAAUUACCCACCACCUCGCUCGCCGCCGGCAGGUACUCCGUCGACAACAUCCCGCUGUACGAUUCCGGGGAGGACGACCCGUCGCUGAAGCUCCCCAAGCCGCCGGCUCCGGCGACGGGGACUGCCGCCGAGGACGGCGUCAGUGGCUCCCUCACUUCGCCGAUGGUCAUCGAGCCGCUGAACUCCGUGCGGAUUGGCAGCGGCGACGGCGAGGCGGCGGCGGCGGGGGAGCAGACGCUGUACUCGCCGGAGGCCCACCACCAGUUCGCGCAGAAUGCGAUGAUAUCCCGCAUCCAGAGCAACGCGGGUUGCCGGAAGUACCACAUCGAGCCGGGGCCUAGCAAAUUCCCCCGCCUCGCCAACGGGAAGACGAAGACCGUCGUGAAGAAGCAGGUGAACGUGAAGCUCCUCGCCGAGAGCUUCGCCUCCGCGGGGACCUCCCAGGAGCUCCUGGCCUUGGAGGUAUUUUCUACUGCGAUUUAGGGUUUUUCUCUCCGCUUGUGGAAGAAGAAAGAGAAGGACGAUGACGAGGGCGCUGCUUGCUUGCUUUUUGCCUUGCAGGAGGCGAAGGAGGAGGCGGCGGCGGCACUGGAGGCGCUGUACGACGAGAUACGGCCGGCGAUCGAGGAGCACGAGAGGGACACCCAGGACAGCGUCUCGACGAGCGUGGCGGAGAAGUGGAUCGAGGCGAGCUGCCGGAAGCUGAAGGCGGAGUUCGACCUCUACGCCGCCGUCGUGAAGGGCGUCACCGGGAACCCCCGGCCACUCCGCCGGGGACGGGCGGUGCCGCCCGUGACCGAGGGCGAGGACAACGGGGAGAUCAAGUACUUGGAGAUGAGUAGUAGUCAAUGA